UGUAAAGCAUUUAUUAAAAUGCACUAACGCGGCACAACAAAUCAAUAAAAUAUGUUAAUUUGUUAAAUAGUGUUUUCAAUAAAUAGUAAAAUCGUAAUUAUUAAAGUAAAAAAAAUGGCCAAUAAUUGUGUUAUAUCAUUCGAUCAAAAUGAAUAUGGCACCUAUUUUACCGGCCAGCUAUUAACGGGAAAAGUUGUAAUAACAUUAAACAAACCGAAAAAGUUUAAAGGCAUUAAAUUACAAAUUAAUGGUUAUGCCCAAUGUCAAUGGCGCGAACGACAUGGCCGCAAGAAACCCAUUUACAAAACAAAUUUAAAAAAGAGACAUAUUUUCUAUGGCCAUGAAGAUUAUAUAGCAUCGACUACAUAUUUGGUGGGCUCUGAGGAGGGACAAAAUUUUGCCAUAGAUUCGGGUACACAUACAUAUACUUUUAGCUGUCCCAUACCCAUAAAUUGUCCCUCAUCAUAUGAAGGUGCUUUUGGACAUAUUAGAUAUAUGGUAAAGGUGACAUUUAUCAGAUCGGGUGCCUCGAACCGUACACAUACUAAGGGGUUUACGGUAUUGAAGUUACUAGAUUUGAAUAGAGAGUCUGCUCUAUUAAAGAGUCCUGCCUGUAAUGAAUCCUUUGAGAACUUUUGCUUUUUCAAUACCAAAGCUGUGCACUUAAGAGUGGAUGUCACCCAAACCGGUUAUGUGCCGGGACAAAUGAUUUUGGUUAGUUCUCAUGUCAAUAAUGAAUCCAGUGCUGAUGUUAAGAAACUUUUGAUUACAUUAAAUCUGCGAGCCACCUACAUAUCAGACACACCCUGUAUGCGCACUAUUUCCGAGAAACUUUGUUUGGUUAAGAAACACUGUGGUCCAGUGGCUCGCCAUACCUGCCGAGAUUUUGCCGAAAUCAUAAGAGUACCAGCCACACCACCCACCUGUGAUCAUUUGAGCAAAGUGGUGCGGCUUUCCUAUGAGAUUUGUGUAAAGGCCAUCAUGAAUCAUUUUAUGCAAAAUCCCAAAACCGUAAUACCAAUAACUAUAGGUAAUGUGCCAUUAGUUACACAAGCCAUUGAGGUAGAACCGCCCGCCAUUGAUGAUGUGCCCACAACAUCAGCAUGUGCCAUGCAGCGGGCCGAGGGAGAUGAUCACAAUUUGUUGAGUGAAGAAACGGAAGUUGACUAUGAAUUGCCUCCUCCCACCUAUGAAGAGGCCAUGUUUAUGACCACUAAUAUAGCUGAUGACGAUGCCAAUACUGUUAGUGAAAAUGCUCAAUUUACUCCACGUUAUCCGGUCUAUGAUGUUGAUAAUAUUGUUAUGACGAAUGCUAUGGCUCUCAGUCCUCCACCAAAUCCUCCUCAAAAACGACGUAAACGUAAAACGAAGUCAACUCAACCAGAAAUGUCGAGCAUCGAAGAAAAGCCAUCCAGAGAGUCACCAGUGGAGAUUUAAUUGUUUAUAUUUUGUGCAUUUCGGGGAAGUUGUUGAAAAGUAUAAAUAUGUAAAGAUAUUUAAUAAAUGAAAUUAUAUUGUAA
Molecule: messenger RNA, 1520 nt
Organism: Calliphora vicina (urban bluebottle blowfly)
Lineage: Eukaryota; Metazoa; Arthropoda; Insecta; Diptera; Calliphoridae
Product: arrestin domain-containing protein 17
Exons: 4
Coding region: 115-1437 (440 amino acids)
Biological process (GO): protein transport
Cellular component (GO): cytoplasm
Source: RefSeq, a predicted model, not a curated record